ACCUGGGAGGACAUCCACAACAACUGCUCUUCAGCUCAUUUAAAGAGAUGGGAAUAAUUGACCAGGUUAAGGACACGGUGUCCAAGGCGGUGUUCACGCCUUCUACUCUGUUAUCCGGAAGAGGGGCGCUGCACAUGGCUCAGAUCAUUCUGUCUCUGGUCACCUUCAUCCUGGCCUUAUUCAGAGGAGGGAGCAGCCACAGCUACUGGAACUACGCUAUGUUCGCCUGGGCCUUCUGCGCCAUCAUGACCCUCAUCAUCACCAUUAUUGAGAUGAUGAAGCUCGACAUUAUACUCGAUAUGUUUUGCAUGGACUGGUCUGACUUUGCCACGGGGAUGGCCAUGUCUUCUUCACUCAUGACCGUCUCUGUCGCUAUCAUCUAUGUCAACUUCUACGCCUGCCUGAAAUGUCUGUACGGCUUGAUAGUGAGCAUAUUUGCUAUCCUGUCUGGAGUUGUCUACGUGCUGGAGGUGGUGAAGGAGAAAUUUAUGGAUAAAAAGAAAGGGAGCUACCUGUCUGCGCUGCCCGGAUUCUGGAAGGUGAUGGAGGCCUUCGUGAGCUGCAUGAUUUUCGUCUCACUGACUGGUUACAGAGACAAGCCAGCUUUGAUCAUAUGCGUCAUAGCAUACAUCAUCCCGUUUCCCAUCCUGCCAGUAAUCAUAGCCACCAACAUCCUCAAAAAGCUGAAGAAAUGUCUGCCAUUUAACCUGGACAGGUUUGUGUUCAUAUUCCUGGUGAUAUCUGUUGUGCUGUACAUUCUUGCUGCUAUUCUGUGGCCCAUUUUUAUGUUCAGAAACAAUCCGCGUCCCAGCGACUGUCCACCCAGCUUCUGCAUAUGGGCCAUUCAGUUUAUGGUUGCAUUUCUGACAUAUGUGAAUCUCAUUCUUUUCACAGUGGACCUCAUUUUUACCUUGCUUGGUAUCUGCGGCUUUAAACGCACAUAAACUCAGAAUUCUGCCUUUCUGUCUUUGCCAUAUAUUUCUCCAUGCAGCAUUAAACAUAGAUUAGAGGAGUUAAGACUUCUCUCUAAAGUUUUCUAGAUGUGUUCAG
Messenger RNA from Mugil cephalus (flathead mullet), 1050 nucleotides. Its product is annotated as myeloid-associated differentiation marker-like protein 2. The record is from RefSeq and is a predicted model, not a curated record. Bases 48 to 944 code for a protein of 298 amino acids. NCBI's taxonomy places the organism in Eukaryota, Metazoa, Chordata, Actinopteri, Mugiliformes, Mugilidae. Gene Ontology annotation, cellular component: membrane. The transcript has a single exon.